GGGGAUUCUGAACUUCGAAAAUCAACGAGUCAAUCUGCCAACAAAAGUCCAUAGAGUUGGCACUCGUCGUCCAUCAAUUCUCUCAACCAGCUGAUCCCAUCAAUUACCAACCGCCAACAUGUUAAAAUGGUAAGUCCCAAUCGGUUCCCCCUCUAUUGCAAAUGGCGAAUCAUCAACCAAGAAUAAUCGCUGAUAUGACCGAUCUAGGUACCAAAUGAGGCUGGCCAAGAGCCCUCUCUUGACACAGAGCAUCACAACUGCCGUCUUGUUUGCAACUGGUGAUACCAUGGCCCAGCAAUUGGUUGAGAAGAAGGGAUGGAAGAACCAUGAACUGGCACGAACAGGUCGCAUGGCAUUCUAUGGAGGAGGUAAUGAUUAUCAUCUCCCCUCAAACCCUUUUCACACCGCUAACUUUUGCUUUGCCCAGUCAUCUUUGGUCCCGCAGCCACCACCUGGUUCAAAUUCCUUCAAAACAAAGUCGUCUUCCAGAAUAAGAGAGUUGAAAUGUUUGCCCGUGUUGCAGCCGAUCAAACCGCCUUUGCUAGCACCAAUCUUUUCGUCUUCUUGAGCACCAUGGCUGUUAUGGAGGGAUCCAGUCCUAAGGCCAAGUUGGAGAGCACAUACUGGACUGCUUUGACAAAGAACUGGAUGGUCUGGCCAUUUGUCCAAGCCGUCAACUUCACAUUUGUUCCUCUCCACCACCGAGUGUUGGUUGUCAAUGUCAUUUCCUUGGGAUGGAACUGCUACUUGAGUUUCCUUAACAGCCAAGGUGGUGCAGCACCAGCUGUUAAAGCAAUCAAGGAGGCCUAAAUCUUCGUAUAUACUGGAUUUAUUCUACCUGUAUUUGAGCAUUUUCUUCUUGUGUAGAUGGGCUCUUUUCAUUGAUCCUCACAGGUCUGCUUGUGUGGAAUUGCACAGCGAUGGCGUUUGGGAGUGGAUAGAAUAACUUGGA
Molecule: messenger RNA, 952 nt
Organism: Hymenoscyphus albidus
Lineage: Eukaryota; Fungi; Ascomycota; Leotiomycetes; Helotiales; Helotiaceae
Source: the annotation of a GenBank genome assembly